Anoplophora glabripennis (Asian longhorned beetle) is the source of this 1677-nucleotide messenger RNA. Its product is annotated as cytochrome P450 4C1-like. The record is from RefSeq and is a predicted model, not a curated record. The transcript has 8 exons. Bases 1 to 1479 code for a protein of 492 amino acids. Lineage: Eukaryota; Metazoa; Arthropoda; Insecta; Coleoptera; Cerambycidae. Gene Ontology annotation, molecular function: heme binding; iron ion binding; oxidoreductase activity, acting on paired donors, with incorporation or reduction of molecular oxygen.
AUGUGGGAAUAUCUUGUUUUGAUAGUAGCAAUGAUACCUUAUUUACUAUAUAUAUUUAGUUGGUUAAAGAACUAUCAAUACUGGAAACAUAUUAUGGCAAUACCAGGACCAAAAUCUUAUCCUAUGGUGGGUACAAUGAUGCAACUGAUAUUUGACGAAGAUUACUUAUUUUAUAGCGAAGAGAAACGAUCUAAGUCAUUCUACCCGAUUUACAAACAUUGGAGUUUCACUUUAUCAGUAGUAUGUUUAAUAAAUGCAGAGGAUAUCGAAUUAGUUCUGAAUAAUAUAAAACAUAUUAAAAAAGGUCAAAUAUAUGAUUUUCUGCACGAAUGGCUUGGAACUGGAUUAUUAACAAGUAGUGGCAGCAAAUGGCAAAAUAGAAGAAAAAUUCGAACUCCAGCAUUUCACUUCAGUAUAUUACAGGAAUUUGUAAGCAUUUUUAACAGAGAAACUGAAAAAUUGGUAGAGGUUUUGGAGAGAGACUGUGAUAAACCAUACAUAAAUGUACUGAAACCAAUUACAGAAUUCACACUAUGCUCCCUGGGAGAGACCUCACUCGGCGUAGAUCUAAGCAAAGGCCAAACUUCGUACAAAGAAGCCGUAUUUAAUUUCGGCGUCAUAUUCAUGAAGAGACUAAUAAAACCUUGGUACCACAACGAAUUUGUCUAUAGUCUGUCUCCGUUAGCACGGGAGCAGCGAAAAGUAGUGAAAGUAUUACAUGAGCUAUCAACUAGAGUCAUAAGCGAACGAAAGAAAUUGUUUUCGGCCGAUGGUCAAAUAUCAUAUUCCGAUAGGAAACGUCUGGCUAUGCUGGACCUGAUGCUGAAGGCCAAGUGUGACGGAGCCGACAUAGAUGAAGAAGGUAUUAGAGAAGAGGUCGAUACGUUUAUGUUUGAGGGUCAUGACACUACUUCGAUGGCAAUAUGUUUUGCUCUGAUGGUACUUGCUAAUGAAGAAAAGAUUCAAGAAGAAAUAUUGAAAGAAGUUGAAGAAGUUCUCGGCCAUUCCGGGAAAUUGCCUACAUAUAACGACCUGGUUGAAUUGAAAUUUAUGGAAAGAUGUAUUAAAGAAUGUUUAAGACUGUAUCCGAGCGUACCUCUCAUCGCAAGAGUGGCUGGCGAAGAUAUCAAAACACACACCGGCUAUAUAAUACCCAAAGGAUGCGGCAUUAAUAUUUACAUUUAUGACUUACACCGAUCUUCAGAGUAUUGGGAAAACCCCGAAAAGUUUGAUCCCGACAGGUUCCUGCCGGAAAACGUUGCGAGAAGACAUCCCUUCGCUUAUUUACCCUUCAGCGCUGGAUUCAGGAAUUGUAUAGGUCAAAAAUUCGCUAUUUUGGAGAUAAUGGCUGCGCUAUGUGGGAUAUUAAGAAAGUUUAAACUAAAGGCCGUAGACACACCAAAACAGAUACAGUACAAACAUGAUAUAGUUUUAAGACCUGUUGGAGAAGUUCGAGUAAAAUUUGUUUUAAGAAAAUAAAUGUUUCUUCCUCUUACAUAUCUUUUUUGGUUAAGUUUAUUUUAUAUUACUUUUUUAAGAUGCCAUAAACUUACAUAGUUCUCAUAUAAUAUGCAGGGUGAUUCACAAAUUGGGACCAAAUAUGAAACCACGUAUUCUUUGGUGAAUUUUAAGGCGUCUUUCCUAUAAAGUUUUUAUCUAUCUUCAUUAAAAAGAUAC